Molecule: messenger RNA, 3962 nt
Organism: Electrophorus electricus (electric eel)
Lineage: Eukaryota; Metazoa; Chordata; Actinopteri; Gymnotiformes; Gymnotidae
Gene: p2ry4
Product: pyrimidinergic receptor P2Y4
Biological process (GO): G protein-coupled receptor signaling pathway; transepithelial chloride transport
Cellular component (GO): plasma membrane
Molecular function (GO): G protein-coupled purinergic nucleotide receptor activity; G protein-coupled UTP receptor activity
Source: RefSeq, a predicted model, not a curated record
CACAAACUCCGCACUGGGGAUCUUCGCUGUCAGAUAUGUUAGGAUUACUUGGACUUAAACUUCAGUGCAAUUGUUAAAAGAUGACUUCAUUUGUCCAUGCCCUCUUUUCAAGAAACAUCUUUGUUCCUUUCACCACCUCGAUGCCAGUGGAUUCUGAAGCAGGCAACCAAAGCUGCCGCUUCGAUGAGGAAUUCAAGUACAUCCUGCUGCCUGUGUCCUAUUCACUGGUGUGUGUGCUGGGCUUAUUCCUCAACUCUGUGGCCUUGUGGAUGUUCCUGACUAAGAUGCGUCCCUGGAACACCAGCACGGUGUACAUGUUCCACCUGUCGCUGUCCGACACCCUGUAUGUACUGUCCCUGCCAACGCUCAUCUACUACUACGCCAACCGCAGCCACUGGCCAUUUGGCAUGGUCCUCUGCAAGGUGGUGCGCUUCCUGUUCUAUGCCAACCUAUACUGCAGCAUCCUGUUCCUCACCUGCAUCAGCGUGCACCGCUACCUGGGCAUCUGCCACCCGAUCCGCUCGCUGGCGCUGGUGAAGCCGCGCCACGCCCACCUGGUGUGCGGCCUGGUGUGGGCGGUCGUGGGCGUCUGCCUGGUGCCCAACCUCGUGUUCGUCACCAUCACGCAGCGCGACAACGACACGCUGUGCCACGACACCAGCAGCCCGGACGACUUCGAGCGCUACGUGGCCUACAGCUCGGUCGUGAUGGUGCUGCUCUUCGGCCUGCCCUUCCUCGUCAUCGUUGCGUGCUACUGCCUGAUGGCGCGCGCGCUCUGUCGCCCGGGGCGGGGUCUGUCUCCCGGUUGGCAGCGCGGCGCCGCCCGGAGGAAGUCCAUCAAGCUCAUUGUCAUAGUGCUGGUGGUGUUCGCCGUCUCCUUCGUCCCCUUCCACAUCACACGCACGCUGUACUACACCUACCGCGUGCUGGGGGCUGAGUGCUGGUACCUCAACAUCAUCAACUUUGCGUACAAAGUCACCCGUCCCCUGGCCAGCUCUAACAGCUGCUUGGACCCGAUUCUCUACUUCCUGGCGGGGGACCACUAUCGCAGCAGACUCCUCCAUGCUUUGACCCGCCGGCCGAUUGCCAGCCAAUCAGCUGACAACAAGCAGCCCACUCCUGCCAAAAAGAAUGACAUCGCCCUGGUGUGUAAGCAGCCCGAUGAUCAAGACAGAAGUGAGGCUUUCCGCUAGGAUCAUUCUUUGCACACACAGUACGACUGUGGUUCUUUUCUUUUUUCGGAUGUAAUCUAUUUAGUAAAGUUGGACUGAUUCAGGAUCAAUUCAAUUGUAUAAAUAGAGUGUAUAAAAUACAUUAUAAUGCAGAUAAGAUUCCUACAGUGUAUGCACGUACAUAUCUAUGUACUUGCAGUGCCUGCAGCUAAUUGCAAAAGGAAAACCUGUUAUAAGUCACAAAUCCACCCAAUCUACAGAUCACACUUCCCACAAGGUCAACAGCUGCACUUUUCUGGCAUUAUGGACAAUGACUAACAUAGACAUAAGCGAAUCUUUGAGCAGGUUGCGCCUAUACCUGUGUCUCCUCAAGCUCCUUUCCAGUGGAAGAAGUGAAAACUUCCAAAUGCAAAAUGUGAACCAGGCCAGAAACUUUUCUAUCGUCUUAUCUUAAGGUGUGCUGCUUAACACCCAUCAUCUCCUGGGCUGUUCACAUUAGACAUAAUAUUUCCAUUUUACUUUAUCCUGCACAAGAGUGUUACUAAAACAGGCUACAUUAUCCUGUAACUUAUGGCCUCCAAAACACCAUGAUAAAGCAUUACCCUGAACUUCUGCCAGGAUAAGAAAUGCAGUCUUGCACAAUGAUCUCAACAUGAGUUGUCCAGGGAAGUGUACUCUCAGUAUACACUCUGAGGCGGUUAAAUGUGUAGUGUCCGUAUACACGCUGAGGCAGUUAAACGUGUAGUGUCAGUAUAUACUCUGAGGCGGUUAAACGUGUAGUGUCAGUAUAUACUCUGAGGCGGUUAAACGUGUAGUGUCAGUAUAUACUCUGAGGCAGUUAAACGUGUAGUGUCAGUAUAUACUCUGAGGCAGUUAAACGUGUAGUGUCAGUAUAUACUCUGAGGCAGUUAAACGUGUAGUGUCAGUAUAUACUCUGAGGCAGUUAAACGUGUAGUGUCAGUAUAUACUCUGAGGCAGUUAAACGUGUAGUGUCAGUAUAUACUCUGAGGCAGUUAAACGUGUAGUGUCAGUAUAUACUCUGAGGCAGUUAAACGUGUAGUGUCCGUAUAUACUCUGAGUCAGUUAAAAGAAGGCACUUGAGGGAUGGGUUCAUUAUGAGUCGUUGAUUCAUGAAUACCUGCUGUGGCCCGGGCCGGCAGAGACCCAGAGACCCCAUAUGCUCAUCAUCAGCAAAUGUAUCUUUGAAAGGCCACAGACCUCAGUCUCAAAGCCAGGAUGUAAACACUAGAGUGGUGCAGGAAAUGAUGUGGUUUCAAGUAAUUCACUCUCCGUGUUCACUCUGCAGAUGAGGCUCCCAGUGCCAGUCACCUGAGGCUGUCUCCCAUCGUGCCACAUUCACUAGGGGUCGGAUAGUCUUUUACUGUUACCUCAGUGGAAUGAUAACACAAAGAAUUUUCAAAAGUCUGUGAUGUCUUAGGAUCUUUCUAAAGAGGUCAAAAGGCUUGAGUUCCACUCAUGCAUUAUUUACUUGAAAGGAAGACUUCUGUCUGACCCGUCCCACGACUGGAGGGGAUGUAACGUAGCCAUGAUUUGAUUAGCAUUAGAAUGCAAUCUUAGAGACCUAAGAAAACUCUUAGAGACAGGGAGGAUAGAGUGAGGAGGCAGGGAGGAUAGAGUGAGGAGGCAGGGAGGAGAGAGUGAGGAGGCAAGCAGGAAAGAGAGUGAGAUGGUUGAGAAACAGAUGUCUGAGCAGCAGGCUGUGUGUGGGAACGAACCGUGCACUCUCCUCAGAGAUCACUCCUCCUCCCUAUUUCAUGCAGCUGUUUUACUCCUUCAGCAGAGAGUCGUGUCUGCUGGAGAGAGGGAGAAUGCAAAUGCACGAAGGGGCCUUUCUUCCUUAUCAGCUUCCUCUUGACUGAGUGCAGGAGGAUUUUCUUAAUGUUCCCGUUUAAAGGUCAAGUUUACGAUUUUAAAAAAACAGAUUCGCUCAACUAAUCACGCUGAACAAGGACAAGGGCCAUGCUGUCUCACUGCGUGCAUCGGCAUCUCCACACAUGAAGUGACAGUAACCAGAAGUCGGAGUUGUUAGUGUGUCCUGUAACAUUUAAACUGUUGUUGCACUGUCUUCAGAAACAGAUGUGCAUAACAGGCUUUUCCUUUAAGGUGAAGCAACAGCAAACACCCCAGGCUUAAGGUUUACUUUACUUACAUACUCUACUAGACAGCACACUGAUAAUUAUUUAUCGUGCUGAUAAUUAUUUAAGACGCCUUAGAUAAGAGUGUCUGUUAAAUGCUGAAGAAAAGCGGAUGAAGGAUUAUGCUGUUGUUUAGCACAGCCACUGCUUAAGGAAUUCUGAAGACAUAGCGACAAUGUGAAAUUUCCAAAGUUUGAGCCUGAUGGUGGUGGAAACACUCAAGAAAUGAUGCCCUUCGGCUGCCAGCUAACCUUUUGGUCUCCCUACUGUGAAGACCCCUGAAAUGCCUGCACACGAUGCGAACACACGUACGCUAAUGAGAAUGAGAAUUAAGGCCACACAGAAGAUCUUUAUUUAGCUAUGUCUCCUCAUACCACUAACACCGACAGGAAGCUUCGUGGUCUGUCAUUGCCAUUGUUAGCCUGAUGAACUGCGAUGUCUAAUAUUCUCUUCAGUGAAGGCAUCACAGUAGGUUUGUUAACGGUUACUUAGACACUGAAGGCGGUGUUUUUUUGGGGGGGUUUUUUGCUUGAACUUUUCUGGAUGGUGGGCUUGUGCAUGAAAAUAUAUGUGUGUGAGUGUGUGUGCGCACGUGUGUGUUUCAUUAAUCUAAAAUAUAAAAAUUAUAGUUAUU